UCUUCAGUUUGCUUUGAAGGCGGAGUUGGGUCUGAUAAAGUCCGCACUGAAACGUUGUUGAAGUCAGUUGUAGGUCUCACUUUCGCCGGAGUAAGGAGUGGGGCUUUUUUUUUUUUCCACUUUCACUGCAGACGAAGCUUCGUGUCUGCUUUGGGUCGACAGUGGAAAGUGAACAGAGAAGGUUCCAGUUUCACCUGCGGAAUAAGUCGAACUAACGUGACGUCCUGAACGGUGCUGUGUAAAUUAUAAUGAAGCACCUCUGCUUUUUUUGCCUGUAUGCACUGGUGAUCCUGCAUGGCCUUGAGUGUGUGCUGCCCCAGACUCCCUCGUACGGUGAACGGGGCUCAGAUCUUGGCAUACAGGUGUUCCAGCAACUAGUCCGCUCCAAGCCCUUGGAAAAUGUGGUGUUUUCACCCCAUGGAGUGGCUUCCAUCCUAGGCAUGCUGCUACCUGGAGCCCAUGGAGAAACCCGGAAGCAGAUCAUUAGUGGUCUCCGUUACAAAAAGAAUGGUCCUUACAAGAUGUUGAAGAAGCUGCACAAGACCUUGACAGCUAAGUCCAACCAGGACGCUGUUUUGAUUGCCAAUGCCAUAUUCAGCCAGCAGGGCUUCCCUAUGGAGGAGUCCUUUGUAAACACCAACAAGGACAACUUCCGUACUGAGACAAGGAGCUUGGACUUCAGCAAACCUCAGGUGGCAGCCAAUGAAAUCAAUGAAUGGGUCAACAAUAAAACCAAAGGUCACAUCCCCAGCUUGAUCAACCCAGAGAUGCUGGACGCGACUCUGACCCGUCUGGUCGCUGUCAACUCAAUCUACUUUAAAGGCUUAUGGAAGUCCCGCUUCCAGCCGAUGAACACCAAGAUGAGGCCCUUCACGGGGGGUGAUGGGAAUGUAUAUUCAGUCCCAAUGAUGUCCCAGCUAUCUGUCUUCAACAUAUGCAUGGCCACCACACCUCAAGGUCUGAAAUAUAAGGUCAUUGAGCUGCCCUAUCAUGGCAACACCAUCAGCAUGCUGAUUGUUCUGCCCUCUGAUGAGGACACGCCUCUUUCCCGUGUUAUCCCACACAUCAGCACAGCCACAGUGCAGAGCUGGACCAAAAUGAUGCGCCUGAGGAAAGUCCACCUGGUCAUCCCCAAGUUUACUGCUGAUGCAGAGGUAGAUUUGAAAGCCUCCCUUUCAGCACUGGGAAUAACAGACAUAUUCAGUGAGGACAAAGCUGACUUCAGACACCUCAGUGCUGAGCCUUUGCAUGUAUCCAAGGCACUGCAGAAAGCCAAAAUUGUGGUGAAUGAAGACGGAACAAAAGCAGCAGCUGCCACUACUGCCAUUUUGCUGGCUCGGUCCUCUCCACCUUGGGUUACAGUGGACAGACCUUUCCUAUUCCUCAUCAGACAUAACCCAACAGGUACCAUUCUCUUUAUGGGCCAGAUCAACCAGCCUUGAGCCCAGCCAUCACUGGCCAGCCCCUGGUAGCAUCAUAAGCCAGCACAGGAAACGCUUAUACACUGCCACGCAUGAACACACACACACACACACACACACACACACACACACACAUACAUGAAUACACACCCACAUACACAUGCACACUUUGCUGUAGACUUAUGUACAAUAUGGACAUAUGAUGUUAUUUGUUAUAAAUAUUGCUUUUUAUGUAACCCAUUUUCUGUAAUGCAUAACAUGCUUUAUAAAAUGUUUUGCAAACUAAAUUUUCCAGCUGUUUUUUAAUUUUUUUUUAUACUUUUUGGAAUUUAUUACAUUUUUAAAAUACUUUGAAUGUCAGUUGUGUAUUUUCUCAACUCUGUAAUAGGAUACUUUUAUUUUUGAUUUCAUUGUGUGACUUUCAGUUGAAAAGUUCUUCAUCUCAAGUCCUAUCACUCCAGUUUGUUCUCAGUUUCACUCUGAAGUUACGCCAAUGUGCAUCCCUCAUUGAACGCCUUGCAUUCAGCUACUUUAAAAUGAUGUCUCCCUUCCUGAGGGAGUCUUCUGUUAUCAUACUUGCUUCAUAUUUGAAAAUAAAUUCACAUAUUUAUAACUCCAA
Molecule: messenger RNA, 2040 nt
Organism: Xiphias gladius (swordfish)
Lineage: Eukaryota; Metazoa; Chordata; Actinopteri; Istiophoriformes; Xiphiidae
Gene: serpine2
Product: serpin peptidase inhibitor, clade E (nexin, plasminogen activator inhibitor type 1), member 2
Exons: 9
Coding region: 249-1442 (397 amino acids)
Biological process (GO): negative regulation of plasminogen activation; negative regulation of endopeptidase activity
Molecular function (GO): serine-type endopeptidase inhibitor activity
Source: RefSeq, a predicted model, not a curated record